AUGUCUGACCGUGAGUUCAACUCAAACGAUGACCUAUCGCUGCCUAAAGCGACGGUUCAAAAGAUUAUCACCGAGAUUCUGCCCCCUAGCUCUGGUCAAACCUUCUCCAAAGAUGCGCGCGAUCUUUUGAUGGAAUGUUGUGUCGAAUUCAUUACUCUGAUCUCCUCAGAAGCGAACGAUAUCAGCGAGAAGGAGGCUAAGAAGACUAUUGCCUGUGAACAUGUGGAGAAGGCACUCCGAGAUCUCGGAUUUAGUGAUUACAUUUCCGAUGUACUUGCCGUUGCGGAGGAACACAAGCAGCAGUUGAAGUCACGAGAGAAGAAACAGAGCAAGAUGGAACAGAGUGGUCUGACAGAAGAGGAGCUCCUUCGGCAACAACAGGAGCUGUUCCGGUCUGCGACUGACAAAUACAAUUCCGUCCCGGAAUAG
Penicillium soppii is the source of this 429-nucleotide messenger RNA. It is a transcript of the gene nctB, whose product is annotated as negative cofactor 2 transcription regulator complex subunit NCB2. The record is from RefSeq and is a predicted model, not a curated record. Gene Ontology annotation, biological process: RNA polymerase II preinitiation complex assembly; chromatin remodeling; positive regulation of transcription by RNA polymerase II. The transcript is spliced from 4 exons. Gene Ontology annotation, cellular component: negative cofactor 2 complex. The coding region runs from base 1 to 429 and encodes 142 amino acids. Gene Ontology annotation, molecular function: general transcription initiation factor activity; TBP-class protein binding; protein heterodimerization activity. NCBI's taxonomy places the organism in Eukaryota, Fungi, Ascomycota, Eurotiomycetes, Eurotiales, Aspergillaceae.